UUAUAAAUUGGUAUUUAUUUAGUUCACAAAUUCUGUUUCGACGAGUAAGAAUAUCUGUAAGCUGAAAUUUAUUCCAGAAUCGAAGUCACAAAAUGAGUCAUACCGGCCCAAACUAUCUUAAAAUAAAGGAGACUGGCAUUACUGCGGACAGGAGCUCUUAUACUGAGGAUCGUCUUUGCGGUGAAGCACCACAAAGCGGUUUCAAAUGGAUUGACCGAUUUAGCCAGGAACACAUGGUGAAAGUACAUGUGAACAGGCCGGAGGUAACGGUAAUGUUUCCAGUUAGCAAUCAUGAAGUUCGUUUCAGGGCGACAGGCAUAAACAACCCAGGAGAUGAGCUAAGAACAGGCUUUGGGUUUGAGCACAGGUGGUGUGAGGCGACGUUUAUGUACCAGGAGUCUGGUCCUAUGCCUUGGCAGGGUGAACAUGUCAAGGGGAAGUUCACAUUCUACAAAGACAAUGAUAUUUCAUCCAAAUGCACCGAUUGGAAUAAAUGGGAACAAGCAUGUAAGGCAGCUAAAGACGGAGGUAGUUUGGUGGAAACUCUAAAAUAAUUUUCUGGUUAUUAAAAUUCUUCGCGAUACUUACUAUUCGUUCAAAGAUAUUAUUCCUUGGAAACUGAUAAUAGAACGGGUUAUGACUCGUUGAAAUUAUUAUGAAUUUAACUACGCGGGUGUUUACUUUUACGUGUUGUGUUUGACGUUUCAUAAAUAUCAAUAAAAGGCUUUUUUGUUGAUGCAUCAAAGUGAGCUGAAGCACAAACUCAUGUAAUUGGUAAAAUUCACACUAUCGUCUUUAAUUAAUUCUCAGAUAAGACUAUAUGACACAGUUUGUCAUAAAUAAAUAAAGCGAAAAACUUAGUAAUUGAACUCGUUAUUGUGAGGCUGAGGGCCCCUAACCAGUAAUACUAUGUAACCACUUACACCGCUUUUACCAGCAAUCAAACUACCUCUCUCCAUGCCUCUAUUUUCCAGCAUGAACGUCAAAAUUUUCAGCGCUCUUAUCGCCACACAUUCUGGAUGGUGACCUAACUUCUCAACUCCACUUUUAAAAGAGUUUAGUACAGUGCCAGCUUCCUUGUUUUAACAGCAACAUAAAUAAAUCACUAAUCGGCGAAAGCCAUCAAUGCGACCGUGAAUAAAACAAAUCUUUGCGAUACCAACUUUUGGUUGGAGCUCUUCAACGUCCGCCAUAUUUGCCGCCGUUGUCCACG
Molecule: messenger RNA, 1213 nt
Organism: Dendronephthya gigantea
Lineage: Eukaryota; Metazoa; Cnidaria; Anthozoa; Malacalcyonacea; Nephtheidae
Exons: 2
Coding region: 93-554 (153 amino acids)
Source: RefSeq, a predicted model, not a curated record